AUGUUCAAACAGUCUACUCGUCCAGAAGAGUCAGAGUCUCGUCAGCCCCUUCUCGAUGACCCCGCACCCCACACCCUAUUCACGGCAGGAGACGACUCGGACGAUGACCUGGAAGGCACUAGCGCCCUCAUCACCCCAAAAACCGCCAGAGGGUCCCACAACGUCUCCUUCAAAGAAGAGGUCCAGCUCAUUCCACCCCCGCUCCGUUCAACAACUUCUAGCCGCGAAAUACGCACGUCUUUCCAAUUCGAGCAGGACUCUGACGAACUCGACGACGACUCCGUGACCGAGCUGAACCGCUCUCGAAUCGGCCCAAAUGGCGUCCACGACCGCCGCAUGCCGCUGCUCGUCGGCCUCUUCGACUCAUCCGCCUCUCGGCGCAGUCUAGACGCAUCCCUCCCUCUCCACAGCGCCAACGCGAACGGCAUCGUCACCAUUGGCGAAGACACCGUCGACCUCGACGAGCUAGCCGCUAAACGCACCGCAGGUGGCGGACUCAUCGACUCUGUAGCGAACAUGGCCAACUCUAUUCUCGGUGCAGAGCCCUCGAGGCCAGGUUUACCCUACGCCAUUCGCCAAGCUGGCUUCUUUGCCGGUCUCACGCUGCUCAUCGCCCUUUCUGUGGUCACAGACUGGACAAUUCGCCUCAUCGUCAUCAACGCCAAACUCAGUGGUGGGCACUCCUACAUCGAUAUCAUGUCCCAUUGUUUUGGCUCCAGCGGACGAGCCGCUGUAUCUUUCUUCCAGUUUGCCUUUGCCUUUGGAGGCAAGUCCCUUUCAAGUGCUGCCAACUCACUAAACUCACUAACCCUUCCUCCAGGCAUGUGCGCAUUCGGUAUUAUCAUCGGCGAUACCAUCCCGCAGGUGCUACGCUUUGUCUUCCCAACGCUCCAAACGAUACCCGUCCUCAAAUUAUUUGCCAACCGACAAUUCAUCAUUGCAUUUUGUACCAUAUGUUUCUCAUAUCCGUUAUCGCUUUAUCGAGACAUCCACAAGUUAGCACGCGCGUCUGGCCUGGCGCUGGUGGGCAUGCUCAUCAUUGUCUGCUCGGUCUUCAUAGAAGGCCCUCAUGUCCCACAGGAGCUGAAGGGCAGCCAGGAGGGCAAAUUCUCCAUCAUUGAGCCGGGCAUAUUCCAAGCUAUUGGUGUCAUCAGCUUUGCUUUCGUCGCUCUGAUAACCUGCGAUCUCGGUGUCAUGCUCGAAAUCACCGGCGGGGUCUCUGCAACGACACUCGCGUUCAUUUUCCCCGCCGCAUGUUACAUCAAGCUCGUGGAUAAAAGGCUGCCUUGGCAUAGUCGGACAAAACUGCCUGCCGUCCUAUGUGUCCUGUUCGGAAUUGUCGUCAUGGCCAUUUCGCUCUUCCUUGCGCUAGCUAAAUCAUGGACUCCAGAAGGAUCGGCAAAGAUUUGCGUAUAA
Messenger RNA from Psilocybe cubensis, 1416 nucleotides. RefSeq lists its product as uncharacterized. The transcript has 4 exons. Bases 1 to 1416 code for a protein of 471 amino acids. Gene Ontology annotation, biological process: amino acid transmembrane transport. The record is from RefSeq and is a predicted model, not a curated record. Gene Ontology annotation, cellular component: endoplasmic reticulum. Gene Ontology annotation, molecular function: amino acid transmembrane transporter activity. NCBI's taxonomy places the organism in Eukaryota, Fungi, Basidiomycota, Agaricomycetes, Agaricales, Agrocybaceae.